Messenger RNA from Fukomys damarensis (Damara mole-rat), 992 nucleotides. RefSeq names its product cancer/testis antigen 47B-like. The transcript has a single exon. The annotation marks the transcript as partial. Lineage: Eukaryota; Metazoa; Chordata; Mammalia; Rodentia; Bathyergidae. The record is from RefSeq and is a predicted model, not a curated record.
UGGGGGAAGGGAUAGGGCCUGACUCUGGCGCGGAGGGGGGCGGCACAGCCCACCAAGCGACCAUUGAGACCCUGGCGACCUGUGAGGCCCAGGCGGCCGGUGAGGCCCUGGUGACCGUUGAGGCCCAGGCGGCCGGUGAGGCCCAGGCGACCAUUGAGACCCUGGCGGCCUGUGAGGCCCAGGCGGCCGGUGAGGCCCUGGUGACCAUUGAGGCCCAGGCGACCAUUGAGACCCUGGCGGCCUGUGAGGCCCAGGCGGCCGGUGAGGCCCAGGCGGCCGGUGAGGCCCAGGUCAUAGAGAUUGGGGUGGCAGAGGAGGUCGUGGGGCCCAAGACAAGCUCCCAUUCCUUCUCCUCCUCGCCCUCCAUCAAGCCAGCAGAGGAGGAAGAGGAGGAGGAGGAGGCUGGGGACCGGGUGCCACAGCGGCUCGUUGACGCCCGGCAGUUCCCCCUCAUGAAAUUCCGGUUCGCGUUCCUGGAUCUGGUCAACUCGCUCCUGCAGCGCAUGUAUCACAGAGACGACCUCCUGAUCCGCCCCUACUGGGACCACCAGCUGCUGCGAUCCCGCGCUGCCCUCUCCAGCUCCAGCUCCAGCCCCAGCGCCAGCCCCAGCCCCAGCCCCGAUCCCCGCCCUGGCCCCAGUGAGCUGCAGUUGCUCCACAUGCCCCUGCGGUCCAGGGUAGGGGCACCGCGCCAGGGCGAGGGCGAGGGCGAGGCCGAGGCCGAGGGCGAGGGCGAGGAGGAAGAGGCGGUCGUCUCCAUCCCCGAGCUGGAGGACCCAACGGGGUGCUGCAACCCCACCGCUGUGCUGACCUUGACCUCGGCCUUACCGGAACCCGCGAAGGAGACAGCACAGAGAGCGAAGAGCGGAGAGCAGAAGGUGGACUCCGAGGGUGAAGAAUGGAUAGAAGGUGGGGCGACAAUGGCCAGGAGCGGGGACCGCGCGCCCUGGGGACUGGAAGCCGGAGACGGGCCCUGCUCCGUGCUGGCCAGG